Messenger RNA from Vicia villosa (hairy vetch), 1375 nucleotides. RefSeq lists its product as uncharacterized. Gene Ontology annotation, molecular function: alpha-1,6-mannosylglycoprotein 6-beta-N-acetylglucosaminyltransferase activity. The record is from RefSeq and is a predicted model, not a curated record. Lineage: Eukaryota; Viridiplantae; Streptophyta; Magnoliopsida; Fabales; Fabaceae. The coding region runs from base 96 to 938 and encodes 280 amino acids. The transcript is spliced from 11 exons. Gene Ontology annotation, biological process: positive regulation of SREBP signaling pathway; protein N-linked glycosylation.
GCUAGGCCCACUAAAAACAACAACGAAUGAAUCAGGCAACACUGUAUUCGAUUGGAAUCUAUCCGGGAACGAUGGCUAAGCUCAAUCAAUGAUCGAUGGAACUCACGGCACACGGUUGUACGAUGGGACUCUCCGCAGCUAGAACCACCGUAAUAUUACUCUUCUUCCUCCUCUCUCACUUUUCAUUCACCAUCGCUAUCAGAAAGGAUAUCGGCUUCAAAUUCACCCCUUCCUGCAAAAAUACCGUUCAAGGCAGAUACCUUCUCUCCGAUAACAAUGGUUAUGUAUGCAAUGCUCUUUCGAUUGAUUCAAAGUCUCGCUGUUGUCCUCAAACCGGGAAGAAAUUCUCUUGUCAUGGAUGCAAUCUUCUUUCACAGUGUUGCAAUUCUUAUGAAUAUUGUGUUUCUUGCUGUCUCAAUCCUGCACUGACACGCAAGGAACAAGUGUUGAAGAUGAAGAUUGCUAAACCGGCUACUGCAAGGAGUUAUGAAAGUAUUUUUGACUACUGCACUGGGAGAUGUCGUCAUAGUUCUGAAAGUGUGGUUCAUGAAAAUGCUUAUCUUAGUGACCUCCACCACUGUUUUUCUCUGCCAUCAAAUUCUUCUGGGGCAAAUAGUACUCUCACAGAAGCAAGACUGAAUGGCAUCAAUGUUGUUGUUGGGAGGCAAGGUGAAUCAUGUAAUUCAGUUUGCAAAUCAAGAGGACAAUCAUGUGUCCCAAAUAAACUUGUGGUGCUUAAUCAUUGUGACAUUAUACAGAAAUACAUGAGCUGCAAAGGAGCUUGCUUGGCAAGUGUUGGGACAGAUCAACCGGCUGAAGUAGUUUAUGAUGCCCCCAAAUAUCUGAAUCCAGGAUCAUGUUUAUACACUGAAACACAAUCUAUACUUUCUUGUGAUGGUUCACAUCAGCACACAAAGAGACUGUGUCCAUGUGCUUAGUGUUUUUUGCCGGAUCUCAAAAUUUCUGGUAUACUAGAUUUGUAGCACUGGAAGGCUUGGUAUCGAAGUCGCAACUCUUGUUUUGAUGGUAUGAAAGGAGGAAACUCGUGAAAAGCAUCAACUUUGAGAAAUUUAAUAUACCGCCCAGUCUCCUUUAUGUUGUAAAAAUUUAGCUUAUUAGCUAUUUCUUUCACAAUUUGGAAAGAAGACUACAUUAGAGAGAAUGAAUAGAUACAAGGGAAAGAGAAUAGGCUAGAUGGAAAAAGGGUUACUCAUGUUUUAGUGAAUUAAAGAGAGAAGAAAUGUAGUGAUAAAAUGUUGUAAGUAAAUUUUAACGCUUGCUGUUAAUGAAUUUUUUUGUUUUUUACAAGAAACUAAAUUUAUGGAACAAAAUAAUAAUUGUAAGAGUUCAAUAGAAACAGCUGUAUUAUCCUUUA